Messenger RNA from Xylaria bambusicola, 939 nucleotides. Its product is annotated as RNA 2'-phosphotransferase, Tpt1. Lineage: Eukaryota; Fungi; Ascomycota; Sordariomycetes; Xylariales; Xylariaceae. The transcript is spliced from 2 exons. Bases 1 to 939 code for a protein of 312 amino acids. Gene Ontology annotation, molecular function: tRNA 2'-phosphotransferase activity. The record is from RefSeq and is a predicted model, not a curated record. Gene Ontology annotation, biological process: tRNA splicing, via endonucleolytic cleavage and ligation.
AUGCCUAAAGAGAAUAGAGGCUUCUUGAUUUCUAAGGCGCUGUCGACGCUUCUGCGGCAUCAGGCGGGGAAUGCUGGGAUCAAGCUCGAUGCUGAAGGAUUUGCGCGGCUGGAUCAAGUUCUCAAAUGGCCGCGUCUCGCCAACCUCGCGCCAAGCAUCACCGAGAUACAAAACGAAGUAGCCGGGAACGCCAAGCAGCGCUUCAGCAUGAAGCCCAACCCGGACCCGAAAGCGCAGGCCCUCGGCCAAGACGACCCAGCGCACUGGCUCAUCCGCGCCAACCAGGGCCACAGCAUCGCCCUCGCGUCAGAGGGUCUGCACACGCCCAUCACCUUCGACAAUGUGCCCCCCGUCGUCGUCCACGGGACGUACUUCGCGUUCUGGCCGUCCAUCGUCAAAGCCGGCGGGCUGAAGAGAAUGGGCCGCACGCACGUGCACUUCGGCACAGGCGUCCCCGGCGACGACACUACCGAGGCGACCAGCAGUAGUAAUACACAGGUCCACGACGUCAGCGACGAAAUUGCUGACGGCGGCAAACAACCCAAGGUUAUCAGCGGCAUGCGCGCCGAUGCGGAAUUGCUUAUUUUCGUGGACGUCGAGAGGGCGUUACGCGAUGCUAAUGUUCUUAUCCCUUCUCCUUCCACAGAACAUAAGGAUGAGGCAAAAACUACAGGUAUACGGUGGUGGAUGAGCGAGAACAACGUCGUUCUCACCGAGGGAGACGACGAAGGCGUCGUCCCGCUCAAGUACUUCAAGGAGGUGAGGGGGAGACGGCAAGGCGUCGGCGUCUUGUGGAGGGACGGCGAGAAAGUCGCUGAUUUACCCGAGGGUAUUGUCGCUCGGGUCCCCCAGGGGAAAGGGAGACCGAGAGGUGGGGGGAGAAGCGGACGGGGUGGAAAGGGGAGGGGAGGUGAAAGAGGGAGGGGGAGAGGUAGGUGA